Strongylocentrotus purpuratus (purple sea urchin) is the source of this 2345-nucleotide messenger RNA. RefSeq lists its product as uncharacterized. Bases 77 to 526 code for a protein of 149 amino acids. The record is from RefSeq and is a predicted model, not a curated record. The transcript has 2 exons. NCBI's taxonomy places the organism in Eukaryota, Metazoa, Echinodermata, Echinoidea, Camarodonta, Strongylocentrotidae.
CGAGUUCUAAACGUACCACGACGUCACUUUAGCCUAAUUUUAACUUUUUCCAGACCUUAUAAGCUGAUAUCUAAUCAUGUCGCGGAAGGCGAUUCAAGAAUUUGAAGCUCGACGGAAUGAUUAUAGAGGUGGAUGGAUGAAGGGAGCCAAAGGGAAUGAGAAAGUUAUGUUGACCAACAACAACCUGCCCAACUACACAGUGAGGUCACCAACAUCCAGAGGAACCCAGACGAACCAGGCAGAAUCCAGGACCUGGUCCUCCUCCCCUCCACGGAAGACCCCAUCCCCAGCUCUGCAUUACAGAAGCAAGUCACCGCAGGAGAGAGCAAUGGAUGCGCCCGCGCCCGUACAAGGAUGCAUCUGUUACCGGGAACACACCAGCGUGGCUUGUUGCUCCUGUGGUCUCAUGUUAGUUGGAAGGGUUAGGAUGCAAUGCCCCUGUCAUCCUAACACCAUUCAUCUCAUGGAUGUUGAGAGGUGUCCCGAGUGUUGUAGCGCCACCCUCACAGAGCUGAGGACCACUUGAAGGAAGUCAUAACUGGACUAAGUACUGUUGACAGUUGUGUGUCAUUUGAUGAACCUGUACUGAACAAUGGAGAUUUUGCUCAGAUUUGUCUGUCCUGUGAGGUAUCAUUCAUUCCUUAGAUUACCUACAGAUCUAAAUGAGUAACUUUUAUUUAUUUAUUUUAUUUAAAAGUGCUUUCUAAAGUAUACCUUUGGCAAAUUGCUUUCUGACUAAAUACAAUAGGUCCAUAUCCAACAUUUCAGACACUGAUUUUUCUUUAUUUCUCAAGCAGUUUAAGACAACAUGUAAUGUACAGAUCUUUUUCUUUUUACACCCCUUUGAAUAAAUCUAGUUUGCCCUUCAACUUUUAUUAACAUUUUGUAUUACAUGGAUAUUUAACAUGCAGAAUUGUUUACAACAUGAAGGUCAUAACGUCCUUUUCAUGUUUGUUUUGUUGUAAUCAUGGCUUUGGAGAAGAGAAGAAAAAAUCAAAAUUUUCGAUCAAUCCAUUUUGUUCUGCUGCUGCUAAUUUAUUGCUACAAGUAUGUUACAUGUAUCAAGAAAAUACCUGCAAAUUUGUAAAUAUUCUUUGCACACAAAUAGCAAAGUAAAGCCUAGAGUAACUGUUUCAUGUAGAUAACAAAUAUCUUUCAAGGUCAAGGUCAACAUUUGAAGGUCAAUUUUCCAGGACAUGCAAUUUCAGUUUUUGUCAACUGAUUAAUUAGAGCUGAUCAGCUCAGGCCAGUUCAGUUUUAUGGAGGUACUAGUAAAGAAAAACAAUAUCCUGCAUUGUGGUUGCCAUGGUAAAAUGUCAUCAGUGGUAGAUAUGAAAAUACCAGUACAGUCGAACUAAGGUUAAUAUACAAACUAAAUUCAUAUAUAAAAAUCACAAUAACUUCAGGACUGCAAAUAUUCUUGUGUUUGGAAGAAAAAGCAAUGUUGCAACAAAGAGAUGUCUAUGUUUCAUUUAAUUUGUAUCUUUUCUACUAGGCUCUCAGAGAAUACAUGUACAUGUGUAGUUGUGCAUGCCAACUGCUGAAAAUAAUGACAGUGCCUUUUGAAAAUGAUUAACCCUUCGCCUUACCAAUGUUUUCUUCCAUUUUUAUAAGUUUUUGACCUAUUGCAUCAUGAGAAAGAUAACAUGUGUACAUGAAGUUUUCUUUUUUGGUUUUCAAAUUUCAUUUGAACAUUAUUGAGUUCAUCAUGUUAGUUUUUAAUGAGCAUUACAUUUCACGCUUAUGUGAAAUCAAAAUCAGUUGAAUUUUGUACAUAAAAAAAACAUUGAUGGAUAGAAAUAAUCUUAAAAAGUAGUACCAGUACAGAGAUACAUGUGCAGUAUAUAGUGUAUUUAUAUAAUUACUCCUUUGCUUUGUUUUAAAUACCUUGGUUACAUGUACAUGGAGAACCAAAUGAUGACAAAAAGUCAAAUAUUGUUUUCAUUCAGUCUUGAAGUUUAUUUUUUCAAAAUGCCGACACGUGUUUACUCUCUAUGCAUAGACAGUACGAAUCAGGGUACAAAUACAGGUUCUAGGUUAUCCCCUGGACAACCACCCUGCGGAUAACCAACCCUGGGAUAACCACCCUUUAUGACGACUACCCCCUAGGACAACUACCCUGGGGGUUGUCGUCCUAGCGGGUGGUUGCCCUAGGGAGUAGUUGUCCUAGAGGGUGGUUAUCCAGAGGGUUAGGUGUCCGGAUAGGACAAAUACAUUGUAUAGUUUUGAGAAAUAUUGUGUAAAAACAAACAAGACCAAAGUAAUGUACAUCAUGCCGAAGUACUGUACCUCCUUUUUAUGUAUCAAUUUUUGUUUUAUAAUAAACAGAUUAUAUCGAUUAAAUA